AUGGGCAUGGCGUCCUUGCUGGACGGCGGCGGCGGCGGCAGCGAUUACCACCACCACCACCGGGCCCCUGAGCACAGCCUGGCCGGCCCCCUGCACCCCACCAUGACCAUGGCCUGCGAGACUCCCCCAGGUAUGAGCAUGCCCACCACCUACACCACCUUAACCCCUCUGCAGCCGCUGCCGCCCAUCUCCACAGUCUCGGACAAGUUCCCCCACCAUCACCACCACCACCAUCACCACCACCACCCUCAUCACCACCAGCGCCUGGCAGGCAACGUGAGCGGUAGCUUCACGCUCAUGCGGGACGAGCGCGGGCUGGCCUCUAUGAAUAACCUCUAUACCCCCUACCACAAGGACGUGGCCGGCAUGGGCCAGAGCCUCUCGCCCCUCUCUGGCUCCGGGCUGGGCGGCAUUCACAACUCCCAGCAAGGGCUCCCCCACUAUGCCCACCCGGGCGCUGCUAUGCCCACCGACAAGAUGCUAACCCCCAACGGCUUUGAAGCCCACCACCCGGCCAUGCUCGGGCGUCACGGGGAACAGCACCUCACGCCCACCUCGGCCGGCAUGGUUCCCAUCAACGGCCUUCCUCCACACCACCCCCACGCCCACCUGAACACGCAGGGCCACGGGCAACUCCUGGGUACGGCCCGGGAGCCCAACCCUUCGGUAACCGGUGCGCAGGUCAGCAAUGGAAGUAAUUCAGGGCAGAUGGAAGAGAUCAAUACCAAAGAGGUGGCGCAGCGUAUCACCACCGAGCUUAAGCGCUACAGCAUCCCACAGGCCAUCUUCGCGCAGAGGGUGCUCUGCCGCUCCCAAGGGACCCUCUCGGACCUGCUGCGCAACCCCAAACCCUGGAGCAAACUCAAGUCCGGCCGGGAGACCUUCCGGAGGAUGUGGAAGUGGCUGCAGGAGCCGGAGUUCCAGCGCAUGUCUGCGCUCCGCCUAGCAGCAUGCAAAAGGAAAGAGCAAGAACACGGGAAGGACAGAGGCAACACACCCAAAAAGCCCAGGCUGGUCUUCACAGAUGUCCAGCGUCGAACUCUCCACGCAAUAUUCAAGGAAAAUAAGCGUCCAUCCAAAGAAUUGCAAAUCACCAUUUCCCAGCAGCUGGGCUUGGAGCUGAGCACCGUCAGCAACUUCUUCAUGAACGCGAGGAGGAGGAGUCUGGACAAGUGGCAGGACGAGGGCAGCUCCAAUUCCGGCAACUCAUCGUCUUCAUCAAGCACUUGUACCAAAGCAUGAAGAAAUAACCACGAACUGAAACCUCGGUGGAAAAGCUUUAAAUUAAAAAAAAAAUUUUAAAGACCAGGACCUCAAGAUAGCAGGUUUAUACUUAGAAAUAUUUGAAGAAAACAAAGUGUUAUUUAUAGUCCAAAGAAACCAAAGACUUAGCUCACCUGCAUUCUGACUUUGUUUGGAGACACACACUUCAGCCGGGCGACGACUUGGCAAGAAAAAUUAUGAGCGGGAAAGCACCACUGGAUCGUACACCUUCAGUCCAUGAUCAUCCUCGCUGUGCUCGGCUGUUUCGUGGUUUGGAGCAUAGUAAUUUUGAGCCAUUGGGUGGACAUCUUUAAGAUCGACUUUCUCAUCCGUUCCACCACGCCACGAAGGUGUAUGGUGUCUCAGUACUGUGUGUGGGUGCGUGCGUGCAACACACACACACACACACACACACACACCACCACCACCACCACCACCACCACCAGUGGUUAGGGACUUAGGCAGGGCUGGUCUUCAGGAAGGGUUGUGUUGUAGGAGUACAACCAACAUGGUGCGGGGUUGUCUGAGUUCAAUGGAUUAGCAGUGUGAUUUUGCUCAUCUAGCCUAGUGUUUGAACCUGCCAGGCCCGCAACCUAUGUGCAGAUUCAAAUCCAGCAGAGAAAUUUGAAUGACACCUAAACCAGUGCAUUCUCUUUGUUUGUUAAGGAAUGUUCAGAUAUUUUUUAAGAAAUGAAACAAGAGUCCAUCCAUUAAAAAAGGAAAAUCACCUAGGUACCAAAGAACACACUUAAUAUUAUAGUGCAGGUAUUUUAUUGCAAUGAUUUUAAUAACCAAAGCUAUUUUUACACAAGAUACUAUGUAAAGUUAUACGUAUGAACUGACCUAGCGGUAAUACACAUGCCACAUAGAAUCAUGACUAUUAUUUAUGACUCUUGGAGCAUUUGAAAUAUUAGUUUUCAGAACUGGCAAGAAAGAAUGUAGCUUCAGGGAAGCAAUUAGUAUCGUCACAGAGAGGUCGAUGCAGCAGACGUGUACAUCCAGAUGGCACACCCCUUUUCGGAAUCUACAGAUGUCACUUAAGUAAACAUAGAGACAUAAGUUCAUAAUCUAUCCAUAGCUAAGAAAACCUGAGGGUUCUUCCGAGGCAGGACCCCCUUGUAAACUUAGAAAAUGAAGUUUCACAGGGCAGGUAACUAAAUUACAAAAUUUGUUCGAAGUAAUGCUUUUUAGUAAAAGUCCACUGCAUAAAGGACUCCAUACUUAGGUUAAUUUGACUUAAAUCUGCUUUAUGCCUUUGACACCAAAUACCUGUUUAAAACACUUGACACACACACAGAAUAAGCAGACCAACAUUAUUUUUAAAAUAAACUAUCCAGUAUUUGUCAUCAUCCUGAAAAUGUAAUCAGACUGAUUUUAUUGCCAAUCCCAGACAUUUUGUGACUUGGACACCAAUUAAAAAAAAAUAGCAGGUUCAGUGGAGACAUGGUGGAACUGCAUAGAAAAAGCAAAAGUACCAGUGGAAGACAAGACCUUGGAUUCCAUAGGGAUUAAGCUCUUUACUUCACUGAGCGUAGCCUCCGAAGCAUACUACAUUCUUUCUUGCUGCUGCAGUUAAGCUGGAAGUUUUAUAACACAGAGUCCACUCUCUAACAGGGACAGAUUAAAAACUAGACCUGAACUUUCAAAUACAAAAUUUUAAAAUUCUAUUUUUCCAAAUCACUUAACCAGGGCUAUAGAAAUCAAGGCCAAAAAAAAAAGAUAAUACAGUUGUGCUACUAGUACCCAAGUGAAUCACUGGAUUCCCAGAAAAAUUCUCUCUGAAUUCAAUUGAACUGUAACUCAUGCCUUUUGUACUAUUAGGUAAAGAAUCAGGUACUCUUAGCUGAUCACCACAGCUAAGUAGAAAUAUAAAAUUAAAUGUUAACAGCAAGUUGUUUAUUGAGAUUCAUUAAAAUGCAAACGAUGAAAUGAAACCAUUUUGACACAAAACUUAACUCCUAAGAGUCAAAUAUCAGCAUCUUGUCCAGGUCUAGAAGAGGCAGGCACUUGGAGAGAGGAGGCUAAGCCCCCAAGCCUUCUGUAUCUCCUUCACGUCCACUGUGGAAUGAAAAACAGAAACCAAGACAUACUUCUCCUUUGAUGAAAUAGCGCAAUUUGCCUUGACACAUUUUGUCUUAGUAUUUUUUUUAAUCUCACCCCAAAUUCCAGCUUAAAAUUUUCCCUUCUAAAUAUGGCACAAUUAUAGUUCAGCUAUUAAAAGAGACCAUUUAAAUGGCUACCCUUUGAGAUUUGCUGAAAAUGUAAUCUUGUCAAUGACAUAAAUGAAAAGGAAAAAACUGAUGAACUUUUUCUCUCUCUCCAGGAGUGGAGGGGGCCGGGGUACAGCUGUAUAAUGUAUUUGUAAUUUAGGAGGGAGGAAAGCCUUAUUUAUUUAAAACGUAAGAAUUUUAAAUGCAGGGAAAUUCAAGCUGUGUCUACACACAAUCUUACCCAAUUCAAUACCCUAGGAAAAACAAAAGCUGAAUUUAGACAACCAUGUCUUUUGCUUUGUUUUUCCUAUAUAACCCCCUCAGAUUAAUCCAACUGUGAUUUCCAUUUUCAACCAGUUAUUUUUGGUACUGUGUAGACACACUCUCAAAGGAUAUUAUUACAUUUUUAAUAUUCCCACCAUAAUGGUUUUUUUGGACAAAUAAACAGUGAUCCUAUUUGCUAACACCAAAGAUAAUUUUCAUACCAGCAUUGAAUUUGCACCCAUUAUGCAAUUUCAGGGCCUAGAGAUAUAUUUUCUCAUAAACAGAUGCACAAAUCAGAGCCUGAAAAGCAAUUUUUUUACUUGACUGUUUAAGCAUACUCACAACCUUUGCUUUUUAGAAAUCCUAAUGGACAAACUCAGCUUCUCACAAGCAAUACAGGUGUUGCAUCAUGUAUGACUGAUUCUUUAUUGCUUCUGACUUGGCACAUAGAGAAUGUUUCCACCCUUAUUUAGUCCAGCAUUAAUUUAUGGCUCAGGUUUCUUAACGUACCGCACUCAAUGGAGAAGAUCCCGUGCAUUUGUUCACCCAUCAUUUCUCAAUCCUUUAGCAAAAUUCACCUGAAGAGAUCUCACUCUUUUCUUUGUAUGCUUGUUUAUUCCAAAACUGCACUUCACAAAGCAUGUUUUGGGUUUUUUUCAGUAGAAUGGAAGUUAGACUGCUUUUGGCCAUAAAUCAUUCAGGUCCUCUCACAACCAACCGGAAGCUUCCCUGAAAGGGGGCCAAGACAAAGAGUGGGAGGUGUGACAUCUGGACCCCCCCCCCCAAAAGCCCAGACAUCAGUAAAUGUUCAGGUAAAAGAAUUCUGCAUGUCAGGAACUAAGUAUUCCAGUCCCGGGAUGCAGCUGGAAUAGAUAAUCCCACCUAAACCAAAGAAACUGUGUGGGGAAAUUUAGAAAUUCUAACUGAACAAGUCACUCACUCUGCCCCCCCAAAAGCAUAGUUAAUUAUGCAGGAAAAAAAGUAAAAGCGCUUUUGGACUCAUGUCACUCCCAUUGCUACCCCAGGUGAAUGACCAGUCUUUGCAAGUUAAAUGCAAACUUUGCUAUACCAAAGAGUCCUAGGACAUUUUCACAUGAGCUAUAAAGACAUUUUCCCUAAGAAAGGUCCUCCCUUCUUUGUACAUAAAGGAUGAAAACUAUGCAUUUAGCAAACAAAGAGAAAGCACUUCUCCCUUUUCCUAUCUAGUUGUUUAGGGUGCAUUCAAACACCAGAGGCUGUUUUGAGACGCAAUUGGCCUUCUGGAUUAUUCUUGUGGUGUGGUUAGCUUUACAGUACAUUUGGUAACUAUUUCCUAAAUAGUAAGGACAACGAAGCAGAAGGUAAGAAAUAGCUACUUCCACGUGUAAAAAAAAAAAAAAAAGUGUAAAGAUCUACUAUUUAUAGUGUGAACCAAAGACGCUACCUCACUCGAUUUCCAUUGGUGAUUUUAAUCACAUUGAUGAUACCAAAGAAUACCAAAGAUAUUUUCAUGCACGGCCUUGGUCUGCAGAGGGAACUCCGCCCCUUCCCCCCUCCCACCUCCUCUCCCCUCCUCACUCUUCACUCAGUGUGUAAACUUGUCUUCAUUCUUAAUAAUAACGAUACGAUAAUGAUAACAACAACAUUAGGAAAGACUACUCUUAUUACUGCUAGUUCUACUUGUAAAUCUCUAGGCAAACAUGUUGCAAACUUUGUAAACUCCUAGGACGAGUGCCUUGCUUGAACCAAAGUGUUAAACCGCUGUUGACCUCUCUCACCUUAUACUCUUUGAAUACCUCAGCCUCUUAGAAAGGCCACUAAUGAAAAAAAAAAGGAAUAAUUAUUCACCGUGGUGCUUUUUCCGUGCAACCAUGCAAUGAAACUUUCUUUGAUACCAAAGGAUGACUUUCGUUUCCCAAUUUCUUGCUGAUAAACCAAAGCUCCUCCUCCUCCUUCCCUCUCGAAGUUCCCCCCCACUUCACCGAGACCCUCCACCAGGCAGGCCGUGCGUCACUUUUACCAAUUCCUCCAAAUACCUCAUAGUAAUAAAGUUUUAGGGUUAUGUUGUAUAGAGAGUCUAUGUGAUAAGGCAGAACUUACUAGUUUGAUAAUUGUUAAGGUUACUUUUAAAAAAAAACUUUAUAAUUCUUAUUUAUUUUGUAGUUUGUAUGUUUGGGAUGUCCCCCACCCCCACCCCCACCCCCUACUUCGGUUUGGGGUUUAUUUUCUUGGCAGAACUGCUCUGUUGCUCAAGGAAGACUUAAUUUCUGGAAAUGUUCCCCAGGUGGGUUAAGGGUUGUGUAAAAAAAAAUGCAAGAAUGGAAUAAGAAAUGAUUUUCGUUCUGAUGGUUACUUAUGAAGUUUUUGUGUUUCGUAGUAAAUUUGUUUCCACAGGGUAAAAAAGUAUAUAUAAUCUCUUUUUUGUGAAACUGGUUCCUAUUUUUCUCUGUAAUGUGCUGUGAUUUUUUUAAUUUAAAUUACAUUUUAUAUGAGCUUAUUUAAUCACUGCAUUAAUUUAUGACUGUGUAGUUUUUAAAGUGUAUAUAGUAGAAUGGAAAUGGCCAAAGCUUUAUGUUACAAUCUUUUUUGUUCUCGAUGCUAAGACAAGCUGAAGGCAAGAGCUUCUCUUAACUGCAGGGUGUAUCUUUAGCUUUUCUUAGCAGGCACUUCAAUGUGUGUUGUGAACACUGCCAGGUUCCCCCCUCAAAAAAUCUGUACAUGCCAAAAUGGGUGUUUCAAGAUAGUCCUUUUUGUCAGAGAGAAGGCAUUAUUCGUGUUCUUCCUUUAAUUUAUUAUGUGUUUUCUUUUUUAAAGAAAAGAUUACUUUGCAGGUUAGACCUGAAAUUCCGAAGAAUUUAAGAUUUGUUUAAUGUUUCAAAGCACCGGCAUUUGUGAGAUAAUUUACUCCUUUUUUUUUUUUUAAAUCAUUCGCCCGGGUAUGAGAAGUAAAAAGCGUAAAAACUCAGAGACAAGCUAACUUGAAUUUGGAAAUCCUCUUAAGUUUCACCAAGUUUCUGAACUGCUUCAAGGCAGGGGAUGGGGCACGGAGACAUAGCUCCUUUUGCAGAGCUAAGGAAAGAGUCUCACAGUCUCAUGACUUUACAGAGAAAGUCAAGGUGGAGGGGCAGCUGAGGGGCAGCUGCCCUUCUAGCCCACCCGUGGAAGAAGCAAAACCUGACUGCUGAGCCCCAAUUAGCAAUCAAGUUUAAGAAAAAUAUUUCAAAUCUACAUAUUCCUCCCGUUUUCUCCCUGGAAUCUACCACCCACAAUUACCCCCUGCUUUCCCCAAACCCCUGACCCUGACCCAGACUGCAAGAAUUCUCAAAUGUCAGUGUCCCAGGGAUGAAUAAACUCCAGACCUAUUUGGGUUUGUCUCCUCUCACUCGAUCUUCCCACUAGUUUUCUUGUCCAUGCUAAAGAUGGUCCCUGCCGCAGGCCCCCUACGUGGAGGCUGUUCAGAUUCUCAGCCCUGCUGCAGAUCAGCACACACGCUGGAUUCUCAGCCGACUAGCGGCAUCUUCAGAAGACCCGGUGCCCACUCUUUUGCUUUUUUUGCAAAAAUAACUUGCUUCAAUUCCAUGGCAUAAAUCCAUAGAUGUAAAUACUUUUUCUUCCAAUACAAGAAUCUUACCUGACUUUAUUUUGCAGGGGUGUUUGGGGUGGGGAAAGAAAGGGAGGGCUUAGACUUUGGGUCAAAUGUUACAUUUUCUUAGAAACAUUUUUAUACUCGUUAUGUAUUUUAAUAGGGCAAUAAAUCUGCUCUGAGUUGCAGGAUCAUUCAGUGCUCUGUUGGUAAGCAUUGACUAAUUACUUGUUUUUAAUACAAAUGCUGUGCAGUGAGUUAUAGAAAGCCCAGGAAAAUGGUUGAGGCAGGAGACUUUUACCAUCGGCAAUGAAACGCUGAACAGAGUUGUAUUCACAAGGUCCUAUUUUCUGUCUCUGUGUUUCUUUUUGUGGUAUGUUCUGCAUUUAUUACAUAAUCAUUGUGGGCUCAUUUUAGAUUUGCCAUCUGAACCAAGUGACAAGUAUUUUUUAACAAAAUAAACUGUAAAACAUUGUCUUCCACUUGUUUGGGUAGUUGUGUUCGUAUCUCCCUGUGUUUCUUGUCCCUUCGGAAGUCAGCCCACCUGUCACUCACUUAGACCUGUCCCUCCCCCUCUUCUAUUUUCAGUCCACCUUUGACCUUAGCUAUUGUUUGAGUGUGACUCAGUUUCCCUGUUCAAGUUAGCUUGAUGGUUUAUUAUGUAAGGAGGGUGCCUAAGACAAUCAUCAGGUAAAAAAAAAAAAAUUAAAU
This is a messenger RNA of Vicugna pacos (alpaca), 8010 nucleotides long. It is a transcript of the gene ONECUT1, whose product is annotated as one cut homeobox 1. The record is from RefSeq and is a predicted model, not a curated record. Gene Ontology annotation, molecular function: DNA-binding transcription factor activity, RNA polymerase II-specific; RNA polymerase II cis-regulatory region sequence-specific DNA binding. Lineage: Eukaryota; Metazoa; Chordata; Mammalia; Artiodactyla; Camelidae. Gene Ontology annotation, biological process: regulation of transcription by RNA polymerase II. Gene Ontology annotation, cellular component: nucleus.